Messenger RNA from Aspergillus melleus, 804 nucleotides. RefSeq names its product SDR family NAD(P)-dependent oxidoreductase. Lineage: Eukaryota; Fungi; Ascomycota; Eurotiomycetes; Eurotiales; Aspergillaceae. The coding region runs from base 1 to 804 and encodes 267 amino acids. The transcript has 4 exons. The record is from RefSeq and is a predicted model, not a curated record.
AUGGCACCCGAAGUUGCACUUGACGGGGGAUUCGCUCUGAUCACCGGGGUUGCUUCCAAUGUUGGUGAGGAGAUAGCGAUUGCUUUUGCACAUUCCGGUGCAGAAGGCAUCCUCCUUGAAGUACCGGAGCUGCCUACAGCCGAGGCGGUCGCAGAGAAAUGUCGAAAACAUGCCCACCAUCCUCGAUUUCGUGUGAUAGUGGCCAAGGAGCAGACUGACAACGACGGAUCAGCCACGAACCUCGUAGAUACAGCAGUCAGAGCAUUUGGGAGGCUUGACUACUGUGUCCACUUUUCUAUGACUCUAGGUCUACGCCAGCACGAUCAUCCUGAUAUGUUCCAAACCGCCAUCGAUACUUACGUCAAGAGCACUUUGUCUAUCCUAUAUGCAGCCUCACUGGAGAUGUCAAAGCAAGAACCUCGUGUCCAGUCUACCGUGCGUCACGGACAUAUGCGUAGCCUGGGAAGGGGCUCUAUUGUUGUCGUGAACCCCGUGAGCAGCACAAUGGUGACAGUGGGCCCAGUGCUCUACGUGGCUUGCAAGCACGCCGUUCACAACAUGGUCAAAGCCAUAGCCGUGGAUAACGUCAACUGUCACAUACGUGUGAAUAGUGUAUGCCCGUACUUGAUCAAAUCCUCCAGUCAAUGUGACAUUGGGUCGCCGCGUAACCUCGCCACUCCAGAGGAUAUUGCAGAUGCAGUCCUCUUUCUGUCCAGCCCUGCCGCACGGUCCAUUAGUGCCGAGUCUCUGGUUGUUGAUGGCGGGUAUAGCCUUUCGCCGAUCAAGAUGCGUCUAUUAAGUUGA